GUUUUUGAGGCGCGCCUCAAGCUGAGGCGUUUGAACAGUGCCUCAAGUCGUGCGCCUUGCUGAGAAGAAGUGAGGCGUACGCCUCAUGGGGUGAGGCGUUGAGUUGAGGCGUGAGGCGUUGAGGCGUAAGAGGCGUGCGCCUCAAAUUUUGUGUGUGAAAUGGGCUAUUUCAGCCCAAAAAAAAAGGCCCAAAUUAGUAUUUUAAAUUUAGUUUUCUGUUACCUAAUUUAAAAGACUUGAAAAACUUUAAAAAAGCCCAAUAAACAUUAAUAAAAAAGCCCAAUAAAAUACUUAAGUGAGCCCAAAUAAAACUUAAAAAUAAAACCCUAGUUUUUUAUAUAUUAGCAGCUCUCUUUCUUCACAGCAGCACACACACAUAGCUGCUGCCCCUGCCCCCUGCCUUCCCACGAAAAAAAAAAAACUUGCUUCUUCUUCACAGCACUACAGCAGCUCGAGUUCACCUUGCUGCCCCACCCCUGCUCCUCCAUUUUCACUGUCUUCCUCCACGAGUUCACUGCCUUUUCCCUCUUCUCAUCACAGAAAAAAAAAAAACCUUGCUGGUUUUGUUGCUGCCUUGUCCGAGUUAGUUGCUGCUGCCUUUUCUUUGUUCCAUAGAUAAGAAAAUGAAUAGAAAAUCAAAAUUGAGUAGCUUUGGUGUUGGAGGAGCUAGUGGCAGCGGUAGUGUUGAUGGUAAUAAUAAUAAUAGUCUUGGAAAUAGAAAAGAUCCGGCUUGGAAGCAUGGUGUUGAAGUUGAUACUUCGGGUGGAAAUGCUGAAAACAAGAAAAAUUAUAUUUACAUGGAGUGUAAAUACUGUAGAAAGCUUAUUACGGGUGGUGUUGCAAGGUUGAAACAACACCUUGCUCACACUAGGAAAGGUGUUGCACCAUGUAAGGAGGUUCCCGAAGAAGUUAAGAAUGAAUUUGUGGAGCUCUUGAAACAAAAAACAUUAGAAAAGCGUGUGGCUCAAAUGAAAUUCGAAGAGAUGGUUGAGUCGGGAUCUUAUUACACUAAGACUAGUGCUCCCGUGUCUGCUAGAGGUGUAAGAGGACCAAUUGAUAGGUUUGUGUGUGAUGGUAUUGAUAGGACAGCCGCUGAAAAUAUCCAUAUAACUUCCAAAAAUGAGAAAGAAAUGCGUGAUAAUGUUUGCAUGGACAUUGGGAGGUGUUUCUAUGAGAAUGCUUUGCCUUUUCAUUUGGCUAAGAGUCCUUCCUUUAUCAAUAUGUGUCGCUCGAUUGGAAAUUAUGGUAGGGGAUUGAAACCUCCUAGUAUGUAUGAGCUUAGGACUUGGAUAUUGAAGGAGGAGAUAAAGACUACCGACACUAUAGUUGAGGAUAUUAAAAAGACAUGGCCAUCAACGGGAGUUUCAAUAAUGUCUGAUGGAUGGUCCGACGGUAGAAAUCGAAGCAUACUUAACAUCUUGAUCAACAAUCCUAAGGGCACUGUGUUUUUGAAAAGUAUUGAUGCCUCCUCAUUUAGUAAAAAUGCAGAAAAGUUGUUUAAAAUGUUGGAUGACGUUAUUGAAGAAAUUGGAGAGCAUCUUGUUGUUCAAGUGGUUACUGAUAAUGCUAGUGCCUACAAAGCGGCGGGUACAUUAUUGAUGGAGAAAAGAAAGCAUCUCUAUUGGACUCCAUGUGCUGCACACUGUAUUGAUUUGAUGCUUGAAAGAAUUGGAGAGUUGCCACAACAUGCAUCUGCUUUGAGUAAAGCAAAAAAAUUGAGCAAGUAUAUUUACAAUCAUCAAUUGGUCCUAGACAUGAUGAGAAAAUUUGCCAAAAGAGACAUUGUAAGACCUGCUGCCACUAGAUUUGCAACUGCAUUUCUUACACUACAAAGCAUUUAUCAAGUGAGACAACCUUUGGAGGCUAUGUUUACUUCUGAAGAGUGGAUAGAGUGUCCUUGGGCAGCUAAACCAGAUGGAAAAGAAGCAAGAAAAACAGUUUUGAAGGACAAGAACUUUUGGCCAAGUGUGAUUUAUGCUAUUAGGACCACAAGUCCUUUAGUUGAAGUGCUAAGGUUAGUUGAUGGUGAUAAGGAACCGGCUAUGGGAUUUCUCUAUAAUGCAAUGGAUAAGGCGAAGGAAAAGAUAGCAAAUAAUUUGGGUGGAGAAGAAAAAGAUUACAAGGAGAUAUGGGAAAUCAUUGAUGAGAAAUGGGAAUUUCAAUUACAUCGACAUUUGCAUGCUGCUGCCUACUAUUUGAAUCCCCGCUGUCAUUAUGCAGAAGAUUUUUCCAACCAUCCAGAGGUCAAGUUGGGUUUGUUUCAUUGUAUGGACAGACUUAUCCCAGAUCCCAAAGAAAGAGAAAAAGCUGACCUUCAAUGUAGCAUUUUUCACAACAAGGAAGGCUUCUUUGGAUUUACCCAAGCUAAACAGACAUUUGAAAAACGAUCACCAGUGGAUUGGUGGACUCAAUAUGGAGAUGGCACGCCAGAGUUACAAAAAUUUGCCAUCAAAGUAUUAGGUCUUACUUGCUCGGCAUCAGGAUGCGAGCGAAAUUGGAGCACUUUCAAUCAAGUUCAUACAAAAAAAAAAAAAGAAAUCGAUUGA
Cannabis sativa is the source of this 2546-nucleotide messenger RNA. RefSeq lists its product as uncharacterized. Gene Ontology annotation, molecular function: protein dimerization activity; DNA binding. The transcript is spliced from 3 exons. The record is from RefSeq and is a predicted model, not a curated record. The coding region runs from base 624 to 2546 and encodes 640 amino acids. NCBI's taxonomy places the organism in Eukaryota, Viridiplantae, Streptophyta, Magnoliopsida, Rosales, Cannabaceae.